Platichthys flesus (European flounder) is the source of this 2870-nucleotide messenger RNA. RefSeq names its product atypical chemokine receptor 3a (gene ackr3a). The transcript is spliced from 2 exons. The record is from RefSeq and is a predicted model, not a curated record. Bases 265 to 1401 code for a protein of 378 amino acids. NCBI's taxonomy places the organism in Eukaryota, Metazoa, Chordata, Actinopteri, Pleuronectiformes, Pleuronectidae. Gene Ontology annotation, biological process: G protein-coupled receptor signaling pathway; vasculogenesis; angiogenesis. Gene Ontology annotation, cellular component: membrane. Gene Ontology annotation, molecular function: G protein-coupled receptor activity; coreceptor activity; chemokine binding.
AGAGUAUCAGCAAGUGCAGAACAAGGAACAGGCUCAGAUUGAUUCGCGGAGGCGGAGGAGAUCCUGUGCGCAGCAAGUUGCCUUUUCCUGCGCUGGACUCGGUGUUAGAAUACUCGUCCGGUAAAACUCGACGGAAACGAAUCUAGGUGUUUGGACCAGAAGACACGCGAGAGAGGAGGGAAGAUUUAAAAAUCAGGAUCUGUCCCGUUCAGAGGUGGUGUGUUACCUUCCUGAGAUCUGUGGUCGUCUCCCAGCCCCGGAAAAAUGAGUCUGAGCACCAGCGAACUGGAGGACCUGUGGGAGUCGUUGGCGGAACUCAACUUCUCAGAAACCUUCAGCAACAUAUCGAGUGUGAAUGCGAUGGUGUGCGCCACGGCGUUCAACCGCAGCGCUCUGCUCUACUCCAUGUGCAUCCUCUACACUUUCAUCUUCGUCAUCGGUUUGGCCGCCAACGCUCUGGUCCUCUGGGUCAACAUCCGGGCACAGAGGGACUCCACCCCUCGCCACGAGACGCACAUGUACAUCACUCACCUGGCAGUCGCCGACCUGUGCGUGUGUGCCACUCUGCCCGUGUGGGUGAGCUCACUGGCCCAGCACGGCCACUGGCCCUUCGGGGAGGUGGCGUGUAAACUCACGCACCUGCUCUUCUCCGUCAACCUCUUCGGUAGCAUCUUCUUCCUGGCCUGCAUGAGCGUGGACCGCUACCUGACCGUGUCGCAUCAAGGGGAGAACGCGGGAGGCCGGCGCAGGAAGCUGAUCCGCACCGGAGCGUGUGUGGGGGUGUGGCUUCUAGCUCUGGUGGCUUCCCUGCCGGACACCUACUUCCUGCGCGCUGUGAAGUCGACGCAUGGGGACACCAUGCUCUGCAGGCCCGUGUACCCGGAGGAAAACCCCAGGGAGUGGAUGGUGGGAGUGCAGCUGAGUUUCAUAUUUCUGGGCUUCGCUCUCCCCUUUCCUGUCAUCGCGUUGUUUUACGCCCUGCUAGCCCGAGCUCUCAGCCGCUCCUCGACUUCGGAGUCAUCGUCCGCCAUAGAGCAGGAGCGCCGCGUGAGCCGCAGGGUGAUCCUGGCCUACAUCGUUGUGUUCCUGGGCUGCUGGGGGCCCUACCACGCCGUCCUCCUCGCCGACGCCCUGUCCCAGCUGGGCCUGGUGCCUCUGACCUGUGGCCUGGAGAAUGUGAUUUACGUGUCCUUGCACCUCACCCAGUGCCUGUCCCUGCUCCACUGCUGUUUCAACCCCAUCCUCUAUAACUUCAUCAACAGAAACUACCGCUAUGACCUCAUGAAGGCCUUCAUCUUCAAAUACUCCACGAGGACGGGCUUGGCGCGUCUCAUCGAUGCGUCCAACAUGUCUGAGACCGAGUACUCUGCCGUCGCAGUAGAAAACCCUCCCCAGAUCUGAGACUCAAAACAACCCAAUGAGCAUUUCCUGAACACUGUAUCUAAAUCUAACUGACGAUAAUGUAAUAUAAACAAAAGUCACAACUGAUGUUCUCAUCAGAUUCUGACGACUCGCAGCAUUAUUUAUGAAAUGACGGUGAAAGGAGAACAAAAAAAAAACAAUCCGGCAUCUUUUUAUUUUGACAGAAAUCUGCUUGAGUCCUGUAGGAAAAGCGUGAAGCACUUAGAAAACAGUUUCAUUAUAACAGCUGAUACUGAAAUAAUAUGAAUACUGUCACUCAUUUGUAAAACAGUGACUGUGUAAAAUCAUUGCCUUGACUGUGUUUAUAGGAUUGUGCUGUGCCUGUUUGUGUGCGUGGCGUGCAUAAUCUGACAGGCGUUGAAUAUUGAUGAUAUUAGUAAUAUUGUUAAUCAUUAUGUUUUAAGUUGUAUUUAUAUACUUUUUUUUAAUUGUUUAGCCUCUCUCACGCUGUAAUGGAAGGUCUUCACACACUGAUGUCUGCUCAGUGCUUCACUUCAUGCUGCCUUAUCAUUCUAGUCCAACCACUGACCGGCUCAGUGUCCUGCUGUCUCAUUAUUAAUCCAAACCUCAUGUCACACCAGCUGAACCCUUUAGACAAUGACCAUGUAUUUUUGUAUUAAUGUAAUUGCCUCAUGCUACUAAAAAAUAUAAAUGAUCUGAUGAGUGUUUGUUCUGUGCAACAUAUAAAGGACCAGAGUCUUUUGGGAAUACGUGUAAAGACACAAAAGUGGUUUCAACUUUGUCGUCUGUCUUUCUUCAAGGGAGCAAGUAAACUUAUUUCCCAGUAUGUCUAACUGUUGCUCUAAGGAAGCCAAAUUGUUCUUACAAAUGAUUAACAUCAUUCCACACUGCAGAUUAUUAACUUCUCUGGGUUACUUGUGAAUUCUUUCAUACAUUGUCUGAAGGCUUCAGCUGGGACUACUGAGCAGAACCAUGUAGCUCCCAUGCAUCUUUUCUGAAAUGUACAAUAUUAGGCCGAUAUGCUGUACCAUCUCUCUGUAUGUACACACAUGUCCAUGCUGCUGCACACGGACCACAGGUGGCUAAAACCUUUAUGACCAAAUAACAUGAAUUAAUAGCUUUACUCCUCUCAUCGAGACAGCAGCUACAUGAUCGAAUUAGUGUGUGUGUGUGUGUGUGUGUGUGUGUGUCUUUGUGUGUGUGUGUGUGUGUGUGACAUCAAUAGGUGAUGUUUCUUGUGUCAUAAACUUUGAGUUAACCAGUUUUCUCACUGUCUGUUGUAGGAAACAACAAACCGUUGAUAUGCCGACACAGAGCACAUUGUGUCAUGUGAUUGGUUACACAUGGACGCUUUUACACUGAAAAGAUUUCAUGUCGCGAUUAGAAAAGACUGCGGACGUCAACAUGUGUCUACAAGAACAGAGGCAUUCCUUGUGUAUUGUGAUGUGUGACACCUGUUUUGUUAUAUAUUAAAUACAGAGAAACUG